This is a messenger RNA of Austrofundulus limnaeus, 1112 nucleotides long. RefSeq names its product regulator of G protein signaling 8 (gene rgs8). The record is from RefSeq and is a predicted model, not a curated record. NCBI's taxonomy places the organism in Eukaryota, Metazoa, Chordata, Actinopteri, Cyprinodontiformes, Rivulidae.
ACACCAAUGAGAAUGCCGCAUGUAGCUCCCACUCACUGGCAUCAGAAGCAUGAGAUAUCUUCCGUCUUUAGCUGUACAUUUUCAUACAAACACAGCGUUGGCCAGACCGAGGCUGCGUUCUGCCAACACGCACGCUGGGUACAGGCAGUGGUGAAACAAGAAGGGAAGAAAGAGUGCACCUGAUCUCUCUCUCACGCCAGACUCAAGAAGCUGGGAGCCUGAACACCUGCACGUCUGAUUUACAUCAAACAGCAGGUUCUGCACCAUGAAGACCAGAUUAGGCUGCCUGUCCAAAAAAUCUGACUCCUACAGUGAUUUCUCUGAGUUUCUGCCUCCGGCUCAUGAAACCACAGCCAGGUGUCUGAAACUAUCAACYGAUGAGGUUGUUCGAUGGUCGGAGUCGUUCGAUAAUCUUCUGUCACACAAAUGUAAACAUCGACUACCGCACCAGGGAGAAGACAAAGCAGAGCCUGGCAGAUCCGUCUCCAACCAGCCUGAACGAGGUCCAGGGUAAAAUCUACAGCCUCAUGGAGAAAGACUCGUACCCACGGUUCCUCCGGUCCAAGAUGUACCAGGAUAUCGUGAACAGGGCACAGGCACAGGGCCAGAGGAGGUCUGUUUGACUGCGAACCAGAGUGGACAGAGAACUGGACCUGCACUGUAGAACAAAAGUUAACCCUUUGACGUCCAACUAAUACUGUGAAUCUGCAAGAAUGGGAUGACCRGCUUGACUGUUUCCUUUACACCAGCUGCAUGCAUGCACUCUCUGUAAAUAAUCCCCAUCUGUGAAGACUAUAGUGCACAGCGAGGAGAUUACUGGCUGAUAGCUGUAAAAAAAUUAGUCAUCCUUCAUUGCAAACUUUACAUUUAUUGCACAAUAAACCAGGAUGUUUGUUGUUUUGAUGAUAGACAUACAUCUCAUGGCUAAAGAUAGGACCACAUAUUUAGAAAUACAAAUAAACAACAACAUAUAUGAGAUUAGAGGAAAAUGUUAAUAUUGUAAUAAUUUUCACUUAUUAUGGUACAGCUGGUGGACAAAAUAUCAUUUUUUUGUUUGUUUUUCAUUUAUUUAUUUAUUUAUUUGCAUUAGUAUUUCUAAUAUUUUAUUUACG